AUGGUUGUCGAAUGUGAGCUGGUGGCAGCAGGACAAUUAUUGUUGGUAUUUAUUGAGGUGUACCUCAAUGAUGAACUGUAUGAAAAAUAUGGAUCAGAAAUUAUCACUGGAAGCGCUAGAGGAGAUAUAGUUUUAAUCCCGAGAAUUAAAAAAAUUCCAACUGAUUAUCCCUUUGAAUUAAAAGGAAUACAAUUCCCUCUCAAAGUUUGCUUUGUUAUAACUAUUAAUAAGUCUCAAGGACAAUCAUUGAGCAUGACAGGGAUUGACUUGAGAGAAGAAUGUUUUUCACAUGGACAGUUCUAUAUCACAUGUUCUAGAGUAAGCUCUGCCAGUAGUUUGGUUAUUUUAGCCCCAAAAGGCAGUACCAAAAAUACUGUUUAUAAAGAGUUAUUGAGAUGA
Messenger RNA from Aphis gossypii (cotton aphid), 399 nucleotides. RefSeq lists its product as uncharacterized. The transcript has 2 exons. The coding region runs from base 1 to 399 and encodes 132 amino acids. The record is from RefSeq and is a predicted model, not a curated record. Lineage: Eukaryota; Metazoa; Arthropoda; Insecta; Hemiptera; Aphididae.